AUGGAGGUCUGCACGGCGCCCGAUGUGCAAGACUCUGUGGAAGCCCCAGCCGCCGGGCCGCGCAUCUCUGUGCUGCUCUUGGCCAAGGACGCGGCCGUGAAGGUGCUGCUAGACCACGCCGACCUGCUGCUGCAGCCGCAGCCCACGGAUGCCCUGCGAGUGUGCCUCCCGGGUCACACCCUCAUCCUGAUCCCCGAGGCCCUUGUGAUCGGGGCAGAGCACCAGGCCGGGGGAAGCCAAGGCCACUUGCCCGAUGGCCUGGAACCCCAAUUUUCCCUGGGCCCGAACGGGGAGGUCUUGAGCAUCCAGCUGGGAACCUUUCGCGCUGAUUUCCCAGAGGAGCCCACCAUGGCCCCGCCACACCCCUUCUUCCAUCAGCAGCCUCUGGCCCCUCUGCCUGGGAUGGAGCCGGCAGUGGACUCUGUGGUUGAGUAUCCUGAGGCAGCCGAGGGGCCUAGCAUCAACCCUACUGGUGCCAUCCAGCAGCUCGGGCUUCGGGCUCCCACGCCGAGUCCACCCAGAAGAUCUCGAGGCCCCUGCUUCAGCCUGCGCUUACACAUGCUCCAGGCCCGCAGCGACUCAGAGCUGCAGCCCCUACCUGCCUCUCCCAGUCCAGAGGUCCAGAAGCCCCGCAAGAGUUUUCCCGGCCGUCCUCCUUGCAAGGCUCGCAAGCGCCUCUUCCAAGACUGA
Suncus etruscus (white-toothed pygmy shrew) is the source of this 690-nucleotide messenger RNA. RefSeq names its product proline-rich protein 23B-like. The coding region runs from base 1 to 690 and encodes 229 amino acids. The transcript has a single exon. NCBI's taxonomy places the organism in Eukaryota, Metazoa, Chordata, Mammalia, Eulipotyphla, Soricidae. The record is from RefSeq and is a predicted model, not a curated record.